This is a messenger RNA of Strongylus vulgaris, 546 nucleotides long. The record is from the annotation of a GenBank genome assembly. NCBI's taxonomy places the organism in Eukaryota, Metazoa, Nematoda, Chromadorea, Rhabditida, Strongylidae.
AUGGAACGACUGUUAGUUGAAAAGGCGAUGAUGGGCCCUGGCUGGAUUGACAUCAGCAACUACACUGAAGUUACUGCGAAACAGUCUUACUGCGACUAUGAGUUCAGUGUAGAUAUGGAGAGGAUGCGAAACCUUACUUACAACACAUCAAUAACUCAAAAUCCGCCACCCGUACGCAUGCUUGUACUGAAUGUUCUAACAACAUUGAAUGAAAAGAAGGAAAAUGAGAUCUGUAUGAUAUCAACACUAUAUAAUCCUGCUUGUAGCCUUAGCAAUCCUAGCACUGAUCAAAAGGAUCUUCAUCGAUUAUGCAUGUUCACCAAACCUUGUGGCGGCACGCUGCCCUUCGACAUAAAAGAUCAACUGAACAGGCGAGGCCUAGCCGAUAUUGUCCUGACCGCCGGGAACGAAAAAGCUCUCCUAUCGCUUUUCCUUGCAAAAAUUCACAAAUACGAACCUGACAUUAUUGUACGGUGUGGCAUCGGUGGUUCAGUGGUAGAAUGCUCGCCUGCCACGCGGGCGGCCCGGGUUCGAUUCCCGGCCGAU